AACCACACGAGAGGACUCACCGCACACACCCCGACACCACCCCGCUAGCUACCCAUUCCAGGAGCUGCCACGAAGUCAAGAGCCACUGGACCUUUAGAGAGACAGAGCGCUCUCGUACCGACCGCCCCAGGAAGAACCACUCGGCUUCUGUGCCACCCUUGCCAAGCUGAAACUGACUGGAUCGUCGGUUUCCCUAUUUCUUUCUUGAUGUACCAACGAGAAGGAGGGGAGCGGGUCAAAACAAGAUUAUCCCCCCUCCCCUCUACCGAAGCUGCGGGAGCUUGGCGGGGCGACGUAAGGGAAGCCCGCCCACAUAUAUCAAGCAAGUCCGGGAUAGCGAGCCGAGCAUUACAGCACAUACAUCAGUAGCUAGCUCGACCUAGCUCGACCUACCUACCUCGGACUCUACGUCUUCCUUGUCACAAGCUCACGCUAUUGACGCUUAGUGGUUGAGUUGAAGCCAGCACGCGAGAGACGCUGAUUUGUAUCUCGUCGUCUCACCUCUCUGCUUGCCUCGCUUUCUUCCAUCCUCUCACCUCCUCUCCACUCUUGACUUUACUCUCAGUCGCUUCUGUUACACCCACCCGCUCGACUCUCAACCCUCACCGCCUCACGACAUCAACAUCGAUAACCAUGGAAGACACCGUAGCCCAACCUGCGGCCACCACGGCCGGCAGCAAAACGACGACCAGGCCACCGCUCCAAGCCCAGGCCGGCGGCGGUGCCAGCGAGUCGCAGCGCACCGUCAAGACGCUCAAGGACUCCGUUCUCCCCCACCUGACCAAGAUAUUCAACGCCCACGCCGGUCAGGCCGACCAGAAGUGGCACAAGGAGCAAAUAGCGUCUUUUGUAAAAAACGUCCAGGCCGAGGAGACGGCCGACUGUCUCACAGCAUUGGCCACGGGGGCCGCCCCGGAGGAGCUCGACUUCAGCGGCUUCCUCAGCUACAUGGCCUCCUCGGCCUCGGCCGCCACCGCCCCGGCCCGCGAGCAGGACCUGACGUACCCGUUGUCGAGCUACUUCAUCAGCUCCAGUCACAACACGUACCUUACUGGGAACCAGUUGUACAGCGAGUCGAGCACCGACGCCUACAAGAAUGUGCUGCUUCGGGGUUGCAGGUGCAUCGAGAUCGACGUGUGGGACGGCGAUGAUUCCGACAACGAGGAUGACACGUCCGUCAGCAGCAGCGAUGAUGAGGCCGUCGCCGCCGCCGCUGCGGCGGGUGUGCCGCAACCCAAGAAGGAGAAGCGGAGCAAACUCAAGAUGCUCAAGGAUAAGAUGCCUGGUUCACUCGCGAGCAGGUUGGAGAAGACGUCGCUGGGGAAGAAGAUGGAUGAGAGGAUCGAAAAGUCCACGAGCCCGCCGACAGAGACCGCCACCCCUCCGCUCUCGGUCGGGGCUCAGCAAGCAGCAGCCCCCGCUGGAUCGGAUACGCUGCAGAAGACACGUUCUCCCAGACUCUACCCUAUCGAGCCCCAGGUGUUUCACGGUUACACACUCACCAAGGAGGUGCCCUUCCGACACGUCUGUGAGACGAUCCGCGAACACGGCUUCGCGGCGGCCGACACGCCGCUCAUUGUCAGCCUCGAGGUUCAUUGUGGCGCCGAACAGCAGGAGAUCAUGGUGCAGAUCAUGGAAGACACGUGGAAGGGCCUGCUGAUCCCGGUGCCCGACGCCGAGCCUGCGGAGCUGCCGCGUCCUGCGGACCUGAUGGGCAAGAUCCUCGUCAAGGUGAAGUACGCACCGCCGACGGGGCCCGAGACGGACGCGCUGGACGACGACGAGGGCGAAAACGGGUCCCCGUCACCGCCGCUGCCGGGCGCGGCAAACAAAAAGGCCGCGUCCAAGACGAAGCCGAGCAAGAUCAUCCAGGCCCUCAGCAGGCUGGGCGUCUACACACGCGGUGUUUCCUUCAAGUCGCUGACGCAGGCCGAGGCCUCGAUGCCGACGCACAUCUUCUCGCUGUCGGAGAAGGGAGUCAUGGAGGUGCACGAGAAGCAGGGUGCGGAGCUGUUCCACCACAACCGGCAUUUCCUAAUGCGCGCGUACCCGUCGGGCCUGCGGAUCGGGAGCUCGAACCUAGACGCCCCCGUGUUCUGGCGCCGCGGCAUCCAGGUCGUGGCGCUCAACUGGCAGAACUGGGACGAGGGAAUGAUGCUCAACGAGGGCAUGUUCGCGGGCACGGGCGGCUACGUCUUGAAGCCUGAAGGAUAUCGCUGCGCCAAAGCAGGCUCGCCCCCUGAGCCGAUGCAGGGCGUCCCGCAGAUCGCCUACAAGACGCUGGACCUCCAGAUCGACGUGCUCGCGGCACAGAACCUACCGCUGCCACCUGGUGACACCAAGGUCAGCGGUUUUAAGCCCUAUGUCAAGGUCGAGGUCCACGUCGAGUCGCCCGAGGAGCGGCUGCCGGGGGCGCACAUCAAGGACGAUGGCCGCGAGCGCGAGAGCGAGUACAAGGCCAAGACCAAGUCGAACCGCGGCGUCGACCCAGACUUCAGGGGCGAGGCGCUGCAGUUCGCCGGGGUCCCCGGCGUGGUUGAGGAGCUGACGUUUGUGCGCUUCACGGUCCGGGACGACGAGAUCGGGAGGGACGACCUGGCGGCGUGGGCGGCCAUCAGGCUCGACCGGCUGCGGUGCGGGUAUCGCUUCGUGCAUCUCAUGGACUGCGAGGGGCGGUUGACGGAGGGUGUCGUCUUGGUGAGGGUCACCAAGAAGUUGUCUUAG
Colletotrichum destructivum is the source of this 2724-nucleotide messenger RNA. RefSeq names its product Putative C2 domain, phosphatidylinositol-specific phospholipase C, X domain, C2 domain superfamily. Lineage: Eukaryota; Fungi; Ascomycota; Sordariomycetes; Glomerellales; Glomerellaceae. The transcript is spliced from 2 exons. The record is from RefSeq and is a predicted model, not a curated record. Gene Ontology annotation, biological process: lipid metabolic process; phosphatidylinositol-mediated signaling; release of sequestered calcium ion into cytosol. Gene Ontology annotation, molecular function: phosphatidylinositol-4,5-bisphosphate phospholipase C activity. The coding region runs from base 634 to 2724 and encodes 696 amino acids.